AUGUCCCAAGCCGCACCAGACCAGCCCAUUGCCGCUGCUGCGCUGGAGGAGGUGGCAGCCGAUGGUGAUUCUGCAAUUGAGAGCUUCGUUUCUUUGAGACUAACAGAAUGGAAGAUAUUCUUUUUCAUUACUGACUUCGUUGGAAAGCCAAACGAUGAGGAUGAGCAAGAUCGACUAGACUUGUCACACCAUGUCUACAACCUCGUUCUCGGUGGCCAUCUUUACCGCGCUCCGGUCAAAAGUCCUCAGAGAGUGUUGGAUCUUGGAACAGGGACCGGCAUUUGGGCUAUUGACUUUGCCGAUGAAAAUCCACAGGCAGAGGUCAUCGCCAGUAUCACAAAUUUAUUAACGCGUAGUAGGGUGCCCCCUAACGUGAGGUUCGAGAUUGACGACUUCGAACAAGAAUGGCAUUUUUCUCAGAAGUUUGACUUCAUCCACGGCCGUGAACUGGAAGGAUGCAUUCGGGAUCAUAAUCAAUUUUUUACUCAAUGCUUCCAGUUUCUGCGACCAGGAGGUUUUUUUGAGAUGAAAACAAUUGGAGUCACUACAUACUCCGAUGAUGAUGGUAUACAUAAAGCCGCCGAAAAGUUUGGAAAAAGCAUGACUACAGUGAAUACCUGGAAGGAGAAAAUGGAAAAAGCGGGCUUCAAAAAUGUUAAAUGGGAAGAAUAUAAGCUGCCGCAGAGCCCAUGGUCACAAGACGAAAAGCUAAAAACGAUCGGGACUUUCAAUCAACACAAUGUGUUUCAGGGUCUAGGAUCCUAUACAUAUGCACUUUUUACCCGGUUCCUUGGCUGGGAAAGGAAUGAGGUAGAGGUCUUACUGGCUGGCGUACGGCGGGAGUUGAAGGAUCUGUCAAUCCAUCUCUAUACGAAGCUCCAUGUCGUUUAUGGUGAAAAGCCAGAUGAAAACUGA
This is a messenger RNA of Rasamsonia emersonii CBS 393.64, 915 nucleotides long. Its product is annotated as Methyltransferase LaeA-like protein. Lineage: Eukaryota; Fungi; Ascomycota; Eurotiomycetes; Eurotiales; Trichocomaceae. The coding region runs from base 1 to 915 and encodes 304 amino acids. Gene Ontology annotation, molecular function: methyltransferase activity. The record is from RefSeq and is a predicted model, not a curated record. The transcript is spliced from 9 exons.